AUGGCACGGCACGUUGCUGCCGCAUUGCGCCGCUAUCGCGGUUCUUGGUUCCUUGGCCCGGACAAGGCUCGCCUGCGGGCUGAAUGCAACAAUGACCAGGCCGCCUACCUCAAGGCAUUCCGCGCUCGCACCGAAGAUGUUCAGCACACCCACGAUACCCCAUAUCAAUGCGUCGGGCAAGAAUACCUUGACGAUCUUGUCUUGGCUUUGAAGACUGGCCAGAGGCCAUCAAAGAACUCUUUGAUCGUCGCCAUCGACUUCGAAGGUCCCACGGGAUCAACCAAAGAGCUCGGACUUUCAUCUUUCAGCACCACGCAAUUAUUCGACACCCACAACCAAGCAGCGCCAAGGUUGAACAUCCGCGACGAAAACUUCUCCAUAGCAUGCGGCUACGGUAGAGGCUUCGCGUUCGGAACGACUACCAGGAUCACCUUGGAGAUUCUGCCGCGUGUGCUCCGCAACGCAUUCGCCUCCUACCACGACUCCUGCCCCGACGGCAUCAUCCUCGUCGGCCACGGCUUGUGGUCCGCAGAGGUCGGAGUGCUCGAUACCCUGGGCGUCCCCAUCGAAUCACUACCCGCAGUGGUCGGCACGAUCGACACGUCACGGCAGCUCUUCGACGGCACGAUCCAGCAUCUCGGCGGCCUCUUGCAGGCGAACGGCAUACCGUACCGGCCUGAGACGCUGCACUGCGCCGGCAACGAUGCGCACUACACGCUGCGGCUGGUGCUGCUGUUGGUAUUGUGGGGGUUGGAUCCGUGGCAUGAGAGGGAGUUUGGGAUUUUUGAGGUGUUGCAGGGGCUCAUUACCAGACCGUUGCCGAUAGGAACGGAGAGGGGUCGGCAAGGGGAGGAUGAUUGGUGGGAGAAUAUGGAUGGUGAUCUGGACAUGGAUUUUGUGCUCGAGAUUGACGAGGGGGACAGUGAUCUAAUGUGA
Molecule: messenger RNA, 936 nt
Organism: Saxophila tyrrhenica
Lineage: Eukaryota; Fungi; Ascomycota; Dothideomycetes; Mycosphaerellales; Extremaceae
Exons: 2
Coding region: 1-936 (311 amino acids)
Cellular component (GO): nucleus
Molecular function (GO): nucleic acid binding
Source: RefSeq, a predicted model, not a curated record